Molecule: messenger RNA, 1283 nt
Organism: Sinocyclocheilus grahami
Lineage: Eukaryota; Metazoa; Chordata; Actinopteri; Cypriniformes; Cyprinidae
Product: hemicentin-2-like
Exons: 7
Coding region: 86-1258 (390 amino acids)
Source: RefSeq, a predicted model, not a curated record
AGCUCCCUCUUCAACACAUGUGCGGGUCCAUGCGUCCACAGACGGCUGUCAGCACUUGCUGAAGAACAUCAGAAACAGGGCUGAGAUGUGGGUGCACAUAAUUGUGACCUCUGUACUUCUUCUGUCAGGAGUCGGGGCAAGUAAAUGGCUGGUGUAUUUCUCCAGGACGGACAUCUGCGUUUGGGCCGGGACCACGGUAACGCUGCCGUGCCGCUAUGAUUACCCCUCGCACUACAGCUCCACACGGGUCACAUGGUUUCACAUCUCUGCAGAAGGCAGACGGGAAAUCGCCUACCAUACUGAUGGGAAUCUGUUGAGCCCCUCGUACAGGGACAGGAUCAAAUACAUGGGGGGCCACAAAAGAUGCAGCUUGCAGAUCACGAACGCGAAGCUGAGCGAUGCAGGAACGUACCAUUUCAGAUUCGAGACCGACAACCAGCAGGGCCGAUGGACCUCUCCUGAUGCCAUCACACUGUCCGUCACAGAGCUUCAGGUUCAUGUACAUCCACCGAGAAUAGGCAACAUGUUUGCUGCUGGUGAGACGGUCUUUCUGAGCUGUGUGGCGCGAGGCUGUGCCGCCCCUGGCAGGAACUUUGCCCUUUAUCAGAAUGGGAUCAAUUUGGGUCAGUCCAACAAGCUGUCAGCCAUCUACAACUUUGACAGUCAGCAUGCAGGUACCUACACCUGCCGUCCAAUACCACCUCAAAACGUUCAGUCACCGGGAGUCACCCUGGCUCUUGGAUAUGCUCCUCGCUACACCACGAUACAGAUCACCCCCCGAGAGGCAGUCAGAGAGGGCGAUUCGGUGACUUUGACCUGCAGUAGUGAUGGAGCUCCGCCAGCAGAAAGUUUUGCCUGGUUUAAAGAAGGAGAGAGUGGCAGUGUGCCAGACAGCUUUAGACCUGAGCUGAGAUUGUGGAGUUUGGACUACAGGGACCAUGGAGAGUACUUCUGUGUGGCCCGUAACCCGCUCGGCACAGACCGGUCCAGACCGAUUUUACUGAAUGAGGAGCCGGAGGAGAUUUAUGAAAGCAGCCAACCUUCCAUCGUGCCCCUGAAAGAAGCUACUCAGAGCGCUGAGGAACAGGAAAAAAUCAACUACAUUACGGUGCAUUAUUCUCGCAUGCCCAGUCGGGAACAGGCGAAGGUCACAAACAUACCUCUAGAUGGAGAGAAGAAGCUCAAAGAUGGUCCUAAUGCUGUUUAUACUGUUCUUGCCAAGCAACCGAGAGAGGAGAUGGAAGAGUCUAAAGUCUAAAGCGGUCAACUGAUGGAAGAAAUUG